Molecule: messenger RNA, 843 nt
Organism: Agelaius phoeniceus (red-winged blackbird)
Lineage: Eukaryota; Metazoa; Chordata; Aves; Passeriformes; Icteridae
Source: RefSeq, a predicted model, not a curated record
AUGACAGCAAGGGAGGGCCGGAGCGAGGGGCUGGCAGGGAAACAGCCCGGCUGCAUCUUGAGGCGGCUUGCAGGCACAGCGGCCGAUGGAGCAGCAGGGGCUUCCUGCGAGCCACUCCGUGCCCAGGAGCCGCAGCGAAAGCCCGUGCGAACCAGCGGGAAAGGAAAGAAGCCGGCGGUGAUGAAGAAUCAGAGGCGCCCAGGCAAUGCGGCCGCCUGUGAGCCUGGUCCGGGCUGGGCUCCUGCGGCGCUGAGAAACAGCUGCAGCCAUCACCGGGUCCGGUGCCUCGGAGCGCCACUGCCCGGCCCCGGCCCCCGGGGGAAGCUGCCCACCCCAGGUGAGCCUGCCCUCCCCUUCGGCCAGCGCUGGCCUCGGGGAGACGCCCAAGGACAGCAGCCGACGGCGGGGAAGAGCCGCCGGCACCGCGCCGAGGGCCCGGGCUCUCGAAGGAGGCUUGGAGGAGAUUCAGUCCAAGGCGGGAGGCUGCCCCAAGUGGCUAUCGCGGCAGUGUCGGGAUACAGACGGCCUGGGCAGUUUCGCCGAAGCCCCCUCUUGCAGCCCAAUCCUGAGCCUGCGCCCCCGGUGUCUCUGCCAGGCUCCGGCAGGGAGAAAACAACCCACCGAGCCACGCACUCGCCCCAGGAUCCGCCAGGGUCUCACCGCGGUAGAGGGGCCGCAGCCUGCACGGUGAGGCUGCCACCGAUCGGGAAAAGCAGCUCGAGUGGCCCCUCCGGCUGCACCGCGUCCUCACCGCUACCAGCACCCGUAAAUUCAGCCACUGAUCCCGGCUCUCCGGCAGAUGGGGGAUCGCUCCAUCUGGGACAGGCGUUACCAAAGAAGUGA